AUGGCUGUCCUCGUCGCGGAGCUCAUCCUCAGAUUCACAGGUCAGUCCAGUCAACGAACCCAGCCCAGCUCGGGGUAUCUGUAUCUCCCAGCCAUGGAAAGCUUGAAUCUGUCGACGGCGACGGUGGGGCGCGGCUUGCAAGGUAGUGUUAUUCCUGUCCCAUUCUAUGCCAAUUUUCAACAAGUCAUUCCCGUGUAUUCACUGACACUAGAUCUUCCUGCCCCCUUGAUCAUUCUAGAGACUAAGUUCUGCACUGUCACUCCCAUUGUUGCCAUGGCUGCUUUGGAAGCUAUGAAGCCAAUGCCGUGGAGCAUGCUGUGGACUACAAUGUGCAUGAAGGCAGACUAUACCACUCCUGUUGAUUCUGUCACCACCUCAGAGCAAACAGGUGGUGAAACUGAAGCCACCUCGGAGCAAACAGGUGGCGAAACUGAAGAGCCAGCCAUUGUAGCACCUGCUAAUGAAUAUACAGUGCAGGAGGCUGCUCCUCAACAGAAGUGUGCAAAGAUACACGACUUUUGCCUAGGGAUACCUUUUGGUGGAUUUUUAUUCUCCAUGGGCCUUAUUGGAUUUCUAUUUCGGAGGAGCCCUGCGAGUCUUACUUUCGGUGUUGCACCUGGCCUUGCUAUCUUGGCCCUUGCUGUACUUAGCCUUAAGGUUUGGAGGAGUGGAAAGUCCAGUUUACCGUUCAUAUUGGCGCAAGCAGGCAUUGCCGCUGCGGUAGCAUGGAAGCACUGCCAGGCGUACACCACUACGAGGAAUCUGCUUCCGUGGGGCUUCUAUGUCGCACUGAGUGCUGCUAUGAUCUGCUUCUACUCCUAUGUUGUUCUUGCUGGAGGGAAUCCACCUCCUAAGAAAGCAAAGGCUGCUGCUUGA
Messenger RNA from Miscanthus lutarioriparius, 876 nucleotides. Lineage: Eukaryota; Viridiplantae; Streptophyta; Magnoliopsida; Poales; Poaceae. The record is from the annotation of a GenBank genome assembly.